Molecule: messenger RNA, 10165 nt
Organism: Betta splendens (Siamese fighting fish)
Lineage: Eukaryota; Metazoa; Chordata; Actinopteri; Anabantiformes; Osphronemidae
Gene: prr12b
Product: proline rich 12b
Exons: 16
Coding region: 1143-9185 (2680 amino acids)
Source: RefSeq, a predicted model, not a curated record
CGAAGGGGGAUGGGCUUGCGGGGAGUCUGUUAUUUCACAAAUGAAAUAUUACAUGUGGGAUGCAGCUCCGCAUUGUCUGCGCCGCAGCUUUGUUUGAUUCGGACUUCCACGCAUUGACACGGGCACGUCGGGGGUGGGCGGCGGGCUUGAUUGGUACAGUACUAAUUGGCCGGAGCCCGCAAAUCAAAGCGGGCGCUGCACAGAGGCAAACAAGCGUCCCCCCCCCACCCUCCACCUCCCCACCGCCCCUCCUCCGCCCCCCCCAGCCACCCCUGCAUUCCAUAAAACAGAAAUCAACAGCUCCGGUGCGAGUGAAUAAACGCGACGGACUCACGCCGACCACUUCCAGCAUCAGUUUGCUGUGAGUCCGUCGCUCAAACGCGUCCACGCUAAGCGGCUAGCGGCGAUGUGAGCAGCCGCACGGAUGUGUGGCGAGAUAUGACCGAUGCCCUGAAUGAACUCCGCCACUCUUAUUAGUAAGUAAAGUAAGUAAACAGUACUUUACACUGAUGUCACGUGACCGAGGACAGCGUCCCGGGCGCUCGCGCGUUCAGGCUAAUUAGGAGUAAUUCAGUGAAUGCCGGAGCACGUUACGGCCACGUUAUCUGACAGCGUCUCCUCCGUGAGCUACACGGCCGUUAGCUAGCGGGCUGCUGCUCCGUUAGCCUCGCUAGCUCGGACGGUGACACGCGACCAAUGUGUGUUUUCUGCCCGCAAACCAAACGUUUCUUCCCCCCGUUGUGGCGUGUCAGGGUAAAGCGCGGCCUCGAGCCAUGCUAGCACCAGCUAGCUGCCGCUAGCUUUGCUCCACAUUAACGGUCGCCUUGACAACCACAUCAGUCUUCCUUCUGACUCCGUGGGCUCCAUCUCUUGAACCUCAGCGGGCUUCUCUUCGAGCGACUUGGCCACGAACGUAGAGUCUUGUUUAUGGGAGCUCCAGGUCGGCUCAUCCAGACUCGGAGCUGAUCCACCGGCAGGCCUAUGGAAGCCCUCACCCCCUGCAGGGAUAUGCAACCAACCAUCACCCAGGCAGCGCCAGACAAGGUGGGGCCUGGGGAGCUCCAGGGCGCUCACUUGGUCUGUCGGGGCUGUUCGACGCCAGCCUCCACCACCCUAGCCCCUCUGGUCCUGAUCCCUCCGUCAUGAAUCUGAUUUCAGCGCUGGAAUCCCGGGGUUCCCAGCCCUCACCCUCGGCUUCUUCCCUCCUUUCCCAGUUUCGCACGCCCUCCUGGCAAACUGCGAUGCAUACGCCAGCUCCACCGGACCUCUUUAUUUCUGGGCCACUUCCGGGUUCCAGUUCCUUCCCCUCCUCCUCGGCCCUUUCUGCAUACCAGCACCCCGCCUCCUUUUCUGGACGGUCUUUCACUCCCUCGCUAUCCCUACAGGACACUCCUGCAUUUAGUUCUACGUCCAAUGGUUUGCUGUCCCCCUCUGACCACCUGCUGCACAUCAAAUCUCCCUCUCAAUCCAGCUUGGGCUUUGACCGCUUGCUGUCUUCCCAGGGUGCCACCUAUCGGAGCUCCCAGGAGCCCCAUGCCCCUCCUCAAACCCAAGGCCCUUCCACCUCCUCCAGUUGCCACCUGCCUCCUCCCCAAUUCAAUCUGUUGUCAUCCCAGCUCCAUAACCAGUCCUCCCAGCUCUAUAAUGCCUCCAUGUUCUCUUCUGCGACAGCCAUACCACCCACAGCCCCCCCUCAGCCACCACCACUGGAGAGGACUGUCUCUCGCCAAGAUAGUGUGAUCAAGCAUUACCAACGCUCGUCCCUGGCCCAGUCCACAGCACUCCCCUUACAGCAGUAUGUCGGCUGUGGUAGUUCAUCGGGUUACCCGCAGAUAGCUAGCCACCACCGGCAUGCUGGAAUGGCAUGCAGUCCCCUGGGGGAGCAGAGCCCGUCCUCUGACCCUAAGCCCUCACAACGGAUUGAAUCCCAGACGUAUCGGCCAAUCGUCCAAACUCCCUAUACCUCAUCGUCCUCCAGCUCCUCAGUUUCCUCCUCAUCAGCCUCUAAGGGAGCCAAGAAUUCGAGCGCCAGUAGUGGUUACUCCUCUUCAGGUUCAGCAUCGACCUCUUCUCGUACCCCACACACCCCACCAUCAGCCUCCUCUGCUUCCUCUUUGACCUCUUCUAGCUCCAAGACCAGUGCUGGGUCCUUGUCUGCUCCCUCCCGGCAACAGCCCCCUCCUCAGUCAGCACCAGUGGUGUCAUCCACCCAUGGUCAGUCUGCACCUAAACAAUGCCUCUCCACCUACGGCUCUUCAUCUAUGGCUAAUUCUAGCACACGUUUACCAGAACAGACGCCUUCCCAGCAACAUGUCCAGUCCUUCUCUCCUAACCAACCCUCAUCUGCACAUAUGGCCCAGUGUUAUGGAGGCUUCUGCUCACCUCAUGCCCAGGACCUGAGCUCUGGAGCAGGAGGCGCUGGAGGAAAGGCCUUCACUGGUAUAGGCACUGGAGGACGUUCAUUCUCUGCAGAGAUAGUAUUUGGGGACUCAAACUUUGGAUCAUCUUCUCUAAGAAGAGCAGAAAGUCCUUCCUUGGAGUAUGGGAGUGCUGGAGGGUCAGCAGGACGUGGAUCCAUGCCAGGAGCUGCUGCACUUGGCAGUGGAGUUGGAUCUGCAGGAUCAGGGAGUGGUUCUGUCAGCGUAGGCAAUGGAGGUAGCAGCUCCUACCACCUGCCCGAGUCCAGUCCUUCGCCCUCCAUAAGUCGACCUGGGUUGCACUCACCUGCUGCGGCUCGUGCUGCACAUUCCCCUGGAAGCUCAGGGGCCAGCAAAUAUCUGUCCUCUAUUCUCUCUCCUUCUUUCAUGACCCCGCCACAAGGUUUUCAUGAUACACGGCAAGCACAGAGCCAGCCUUACCACUCAACACCCCCGAAGCCAAAAACCGAGAGCAACAUGCUGGGAGUUGAGCGAUCACAAGAUGAGGAUGACGAGGAUGAUGAUGAUUUCCUUAUCCACCAGUUACUUCAUGCCCAGAGCUCAACUCCCCAUCAUCCACCCGCUCAGCAGCUACCCCAAGUACUGCCACCAGCUAGGGAUGGGGAAAGCAAAGUUGUGUCCUAUGACAUUAACAAGAUGUCAGAAGAGCGCUAUCACCUCCAGAGUGUCAUCCGUACAAAUAACACGCCCAGCAGUUCAGGUCCUGGGAUGGCCACUGGUGAGGGAGCAAGUGGCUUAAACGCUCAGCUAGAAAUAUCGCAAAAGAAACAUCAGCAACCCAAGUCAGAGCUGACCAUGUCAAAGUCAAGUGCUGGAGGGAUGGAAGCGGUCAAAGACUCUCUUUCCCAUUCUCACCAACAACAGCACGACUCGCUGGGCUCUGUUGUCCAUUAUGGAAGAGGUGACUCCUACACACAACAUCCACACUCGCAACAUUCCCAUCACACCUCAAGUGUGUCUUCAAGUUCUCAGCACUCCCAAAUCUCUCAGCAUUCUCAGCAUAGCCUUCCCCAUUCCCACUCACUCACCCAUCCUCACAUGGAGCUGAAGAAGCCUUCAGAUGCAAAUGACAAUGCAUACUUAUGUGACACACCAGAUGUGCAGCAAGCUCGACAAAACCAGGUCCCUCUUUCCCUGAUGGAUUCACCCCCAGAGCCCACCCACCAGCCUCACAUGCUAGAAUCUGUCCUUUCCCACACCACCCGCACAAAAAUGGAUCCACAGCAAGCCCCUUCACAGCAGCAGCAACAUGCUUUAAGUCAACAGGCCAUGAUGGGGUCAAAUGGAGGAGUGGGACCUGGAGGUGUGGAAUCGCACCCACAGAACCAGUCCUCUCAGUUGCAACUCCAGCUCCAGACCCAGGGUAUGGAUACACACUACAGCCUCACAGCUCAAUCACGAGAUCAAACCAGAGCCAGCCAUAACCCAGUUUCCCCACUAGAAAUGCUUGAUCAGUCUCAUUCCCGGACAAACAGAGACAGCACAGGAGCUCUGGAGAGAGCUGGGCUUGGGGUAGCUGGAGGCGAGGGGGGUGCUGGAGACAUACAUAGGCAGCAGCAAAGUCUCACACCCCACCACCUACCCCAACAAACACCCUCAGAUCUUCAUGACUUCCUCUCUGAACCAGAUUUGGGCUUGUCUACUCCCUCCCACUUACACCACCUCAACCGGCCUCAGGCCCACUCCCACCACCAACCACAAGCUCAUGUCCACCAACUGUCACACCCUCAGUUAGCUCAUCCACACUCCCACCAGAUGACUGCAAAUGUGGGGUCUGCUCAGCAACAGCCCCUGUCCAGAGAGCCUGAACCCCAGCUGUCACACUCCCAGUUAGACCAGCUUAAACAACACCAGUUUGACUCAGUGAGCCCAGCAGGGAAAAUAGGACAGAACCAGGCUCAGCAGCAGCGGUUUGCACCACUAACAUCCAUGUGCUUUCCAGAAUCGCUUUUACACGAUGAGGAUCGCUCAUUCUUCCCUGAGAUGGAGGAAAUGUUUUGUUCAGCCGAGUACAAGUCGAGCUGUGCUGGAGAUUCGAGGGGAGGACAGGGUGCUCAAGACAGCCUUUCCCAAGGUCACAGGGACGGGUCAGAGAGUUUGGAAACUUUAAAAGCAGGAGGUCCUGGAGAAGGCUAUGAUAUAGUUGGUCAUCACAAUGAUCGAGGCUAUGGACAGUACUGCCACAACCUUCCUGGCACAGGAAAUGGAAAUCUGCACUUAGACAUGGACUCUAUGAAAACCCACGAUCUUCCCUCCACGGUUAACACUGACCAGCUCGGCUUAAUCCAGUCCCAAGGUCCCGCAAUGGGACUUGGUUCAGCGGGUCAAGGCGAUGGCUCAGUCAACAAGAUGAUUGGUGCAAUGGGAGUGGGUGCAAGUUCAAACGCCGCUGGUCUGACCUCACCUAUCUUUUGCUCAUCACGACCCAAGAAACUGUUGAAGACCAGCUCGUUUCACUUGCUCAAACAGCGACGUGAGCCACAAACUCAAGCAAAGAAAAACUAUGCGCAGGAGUAUGAAUUUGAGGACGAUGAGGACAAAGCUGACGUUCCAGCUGAUAUCCGCCUCAACAGUCGGCGCCUUCCUGACUUACUCCCCGACUUGGUGUCUAGUUGUAGGAAGCCCGGAGUAAGUGGCCUCAGUCCUAUGAUGGGUGACAUGGACUUCUGCCACCCCUCUGGAUACCCGACUCUUGGUCAUCCUCCACAACUCUUCCCUCAGGAUGGUCCUAAGAAAAGAGGCAGGAAACCAACCAAACCAAAACGUGAGGGCCCUCCCCGCCCCCGAGGUCGACCACGCAUACGUCCCCUUCCAGAGCCUCCUUACUGCAGGGGGAUGAUGGGAUCGGUGGCCGGAGAAAGCAGAAGGGGUCGUGGACGAGGGCGGGGGCGAGGCAGGAGGGAGGAGGCGCUUGUGGAAAUGCAUCGAGAUAUGAACAAAGCACAAAGUCUCACAUAUCAUCAGCAGCAGCACUUCAGCCAAACACAGCAUCUCCAACAGCACCCGAACCAACACCAGAGGCUCCAGGCGGAUCUUCACCAAGCGCCGCAACAGCAGCUGCACUUGAGUCAGCAGCAGCAGCAGCACGUGUCCUGUCCUCAGCUCCAGCAGCAUCACCAUCAGCAGCAGCAGCAGCAGCAGGAGCCAAUCAGGCCAAUCAAGAUCAAGCUACCGGUUCCCACCAUGCCUCCGUCUGAGUCCCUGCUGAGGACAGACUCACUGUCCAGCACUGAGCCCGUUCUGUCCGAUGGCUCUGUUGGGUCUGCACCGUCUCUGGGCCUGAGUCCCGGACCCAGUGCCGUUAUGGAUAUUGGACGGAAUGAGCUGAACCAGAUUCAAGACAAGCUGAUGGAUCAUCAGGAGAAAGCUGAGGAGAUGACAUGGAAGAAAGACAUUGAUGAUCCACUGAACCCAGACGACUGGGCUGCUAUGCAGAAACUCUCCACUUCAGCUGAUGACAAGGCUUUUGACUUCAAACCCGGCUUCAUGGCUUCAUUUCUGGACUUCUUGAAGACCGGCAAAAAACCGUCCCACCUUGAAGCGGGACACGAUGGCUUCGAACAGGAAGCCCUGAAUCCCUGCUCCUCUCUGAAAGGAGGAAUCCAGCCCUUAUCCUCGCCCGCUUCCUCCCUCCCGCCGACUUCACCACAGCAGCCCCCAGACACAUUCAAUGAGGGGGGGCAGGGUGAAGGCGAGGAUCUGGCUCUCAGCGGCUGCCCAAGUCCCUGUAAGCCUCUGGACGAGGAGCUAAAGAGGAACCUGGAGACACUCCCUUCCUUCUCCUCUGAUGAGGAGGACUCUGUGAGUAAGAACCAGGACCUGCAGAAGAGCAUCUCAUCCGCCAUCUCAGCCCUUUAUGACACCCCACACUCACUAGCAGCUGCAAUGGCGUCUGCCAUGAUGAAGGCCCCACACACAUUGUCGCCUCCUACGCCACCCCAGGAGCCGCCCCUCAGCUCCCCCCUCCCUGCCAUGCCCCCCCUCAUCCCCAGCUUGGAGAAUCAAAAAGAGAACCCGCUCGCAUACACUCAGCAUCACACACAGAACACGGAAGAGGACGACUUUGUCUCGCCACAGUCACACAGAGACAAAGCAGAGGAGGAUGAGGCUGUGCAAGGAGGCGCAGAGGAGGAGGAGGAGGAGGAGAGCAGAGGGGAGACUGAAGACAAGCGAGAAGGAAUGAAGGAGGUGCACAAUCUGCAGCAGAGCAGCCCACAAGAUCUGAAGGGAGAGGAAGAAGAAAUGCACAAUCUGGAGGUUCCAAAGGUUGAAGAUUAUCUAUCAGGACCACUGCUUGGUGCAGCACUUUCGUCCCCUUCUCCGUCCAUCUCCCCCUCUCCCCCCAUCUACUCUUCACCUUCACCUCUCCCUCCGCCUUGUCUCCCCGUAUCCUCUCCUGUGCCAGUCAAGCAGAAUGAGGUGGAGAUGAAUGCAACUCAUCCCCCGUCAGAGCAGCAGCAACAGCCUUCAUACCAACCAGCUCCAACAGCAGGCACCUCCCCACCCCCCUCCACCUCCCCCCCAGCUGUCCCAUCUUCACCCCUCUCCAGCCUCCCCCUUGGCCAGUCAAUUCCCCCUCCAUCCACAACACCUCCCCCAUCAUGUUCUGAUCAGGACCAAGAACCUGAAGCGGGCCAACGUUCCCCCUCGACACCCUCCUCCUCCUCGCCCUCUUCAUCUCCCUCUCCUCCACCAUCGCCUCCAACCCCAGAGGAGGCCCCAGCAUCCCAGCGUCUUACCUCCCUUCAUCUGGCAAAGAAGCAGGCUGACGCCGCCAUAGCUGGGGAGAGUGAGGAGGAGGACAGUGAGAGUGGGGGUGAAGGGAUUUUCCGCGAACGGGAUGAGUUUGUGGUUCGAACGGAGGACAUUGGGACCCUGAAGAUGGCUUUACAGACCGGCCGCGAGCCCCCGCCCAUCUGGAGGGUACAGAAAGCCCUGCUUCAGAAGUUUAGCCCAGAAAUUAAGGAUGGUCAAAGGCAGUUCUGUGCAACCAGUAAUUAUCUUGGUUACUUUGGAGAUGCCAAAAUGCGCUACCAGCGUCUGUAUGUGAAGUUCUUGGAGAAUGUCAACAAAAAGGAUUACGUGAGAGUUUGCUCCCGUAAGCCGUGGCACCGAGCCGGCCUGACGCUGAGGCGCCAAUCACUACCCAAACACCUGCCCACUCUUCACAGUCAAACGCCACCUCGAGUGGAGAGGGACGAUAGAGACAAGGAGAGGCAGAAAGAGAGAGAGUUGAAGGAACAAAGAGAACGGCAAAAAGAGCAAAGGGAGAGAGAGCACAGAGAGAAGGUUGAAAAGGAAAACAAAGGGAGAGAAAGGAGAGAGAAAGAGGAGAGAGAUCAGAGGGAGAAACAAGAGAGGGAUCAAAAAGAAAAAGAGAAUGUGGAGAAAGAAAAACUUGACAAAGAAAAAGAGCGCAGAGAAAAGGAGAAAGAAAUGGAGUGGGAGAAAGAGCGAGAGAGUGAAAAAAGAGAGAUGGAGCAAAAAGACAGGGAAAGAAGAGAAUUGGAGCAAAGAGAGAGGGACAGAAGGAACAGAGAGCAAAGGGAGAAGGAGAAACAGGACAGAGAGAGGAAAGAGAGAGAGAGACAGGAAAGAGAGAGGAAAGAGAGAGAGAGACAGGAAAGGGAGAGGAAAGAAAGCGAAGCACAGGAGAGAGAAAGAAACGAAAGGGAAAAGCAGGAGAGAGAAAGGAAGGAAAGAGAAGCACAGGAAAGACAAAAGAAAGAAAAAGAGCAGCAGCAAUCAGAAAGGAAAGAAAGGGAGAAACAAGAGCGAGAGCAGAAAGACAACGAAAAGAGAGAGAGAGAGCAGAAAGAAAAUGAAAAGAGAGAGAAGGACCAGAAAGAAAAACAAGAGCAAGACACGAGAGAAAGGGAGAAACACGAAAAGCAGCGACGAGAGAAGCAUAGAGAUCAGAAAGACCGAGAACAGGAGAGUGAAAGGGAGAAACGGGAGCCUGAGGAGCAGGAGAGGACAGACGCCUCACUGGCGUUUGGACGAGCCAAGGAGGAGAAGAGAGGAGGAGGAGAGAAGAACGUGGAGCGCCAGGCCAGAGCCAAAAAGGACAAGGCUGAGCCUCCACCCAAGAAGAGGAAGAAGUGGCUGAAGGAGCUGCCGUCGUCCUCCUCCUCCUCCGACUCCUCUCCCCCCAGCGACGAUGAAGCGCCGCCGCGGGGGGCGGUCAACAGCCGGGCCAUGAGGGAGAUGUUCCGGAGCUACGUGGAGAUGCUGGUCAGCACAGCACUGGACCCUGACAUGAUCCAGGCCCUGGAGGACACAGACGAUGAGCUGUACCUCCCACCCAUGAGGAAGAUCGACAACCUGCUGAGUGUACAGAAGAAGAGGCUGCUGAGGAGAGUCAACAUGAGCGCUCAGCACCAGGAAGCUUUACACGUUUUCCCCAAGAUGACAGCCGACCCUCUGGACUCUGGAGCUGUUAAGGUUCAUCUUAGCGGAGAGGGUUACAACCGUAAAACUCUCAACCGGGUCAAGAGGAGCGUUCCUAAGCAGCAGGAUCUGAAGCUUUCAAUUGAAACAUGUCGGAUAUACAGUCUGUAUCAUUCUCUUCACCACUACAAGUAUCACACCUUCCUGCACUGCAAGAAAGAGACGGACAGUAUUGAGCAGGCAGCGGAGGACCCCGGCCAGGAGGAGGUGGUGCAGCAGUGCAUGGCCAACCAGGGCUGGCUGGAGAGCCUGUUCAACUCCUUUGUGGAGCUGCUGAGCCUUUGUGCCAAGGUCUGAAGGAUCCACAGUUCAUACCAUCCGCCUGCAGUAUUAUAAAGACGGAGGCUUAAGACAUUGAAAAGAAUGAAAGAAAGAAGAAAAAAAAAAAGACGUUUGAGACGCUGGUCGGGACAGAGUCCAGUGGGAACAGCCACUGUUGUGUUUGUGGAAGGUUUAAGUCCAAAAGUAUUUGUUUUAUUAAUAAAUCCAUGUUUAAGUAUUUCUGGAUUUGAAGAAACGUAUAAAAGGUGGAGGAGGAGAAGUAUGUGAAUGUGAAGAGACCGUAAGUAAAUGUCAUCGGCACCUCAGUUAUGACCUAACUGAAUAUUAGCACACACACGCAUACACACACACACACACACACACAUGCACACGCACGCACACGCACACACACACACUGUCUAUAAGUAUGUACUAAUAAAUAUGGUUUGUAUAAUUUAUACAAGGACAUUUUUAAAAUGACCGUCCUGAGAUGGAUUGUUUGCUGUUAUUAUUUUUAAAGAAAUGUUUUACGGGGGUGAACAUUAAAUGGCCCAUCUGUACAUUGUGCUUCUCUCAGAGAGGUGAACCUGUGGUUGAGCGAGACAGGCGAGGUUCAAGGACUAUGUGAUAGUCUCUGUGUCCGCCUGUUUCUGUUAAAGAGUCAAGAUGGAGAAGAAAUGUAUUUAAAACUAUGCUGUGUUCUGUUUGCUCUUUUAAAGACAACGAGACAGAAGAUUUAACGCCUGUAAAGAUAAGGGAGGAAAAAAUAAAGCACGGCUUCCUAAAGGAAGCGUGAGAUGAAAUGAUCCAAAAGCAUAAGUGUCAGUGUUUAAUGUGAGUCAUUUUAUCUGUUCUUUGUUGAUUGAUAUUUCCUAUUAUUUAACCUCUCUGAGGAUAUUCCCUUGUUUUGAUGUGUAAAUAUUGUACAGCUUCUUCAUUCUCUAGUUCCCAGUUGCGCUUCUGUACAUGAAAUUCCUGUAUUUGACAUAAUGAAAUAAAACUGUUCAAAUGACAAA